This is a messenger RNA of Drosophila novamexicana, 459 nucleotides long. RefSeq names its product angiopoietin-related protein 7-like. The record is from RefSeq and is a predicted model, not a curated record. The transcript has a single exon. Bases 1 to 459 code for a protein of 152 amino acids. NCBI's taxonomy places the organism in Eukaryota, Metazoa, Arthropoda, Insecta, Diptera, Drosophilidae.
AUGAAGGAGGAAAUUGAAAACAACAACAAUUUAGUUGAAAGCAAAGACAGAGAAAUCAAGCAACUGCAGGAAGAACUGGCCCAACAAAUUGAAUUCUACAAAGAGACUAUUAAAGAGCUAACUCAGAACGUCUUGUCGAUAAAAGAGGAAAUGGGUAAACUCGAUUCCAGUCCCUUAAAAGUCCAUGAGGAGCAGCUGGAGAAACAAAAGAAGCUAAUUGAUCAAAAGGACCAACAAAUAUCCGAAAUCAAAAACGAAAUCAACAUUUGUGACAAGAAACUAAAAGGCGAAGAGAAGCCCGAUUACAGUGAUCCCUUUGGAGAUGAUCCGGUUAUUCAUAAGAUUAAGCCGGAUCAAGAAGAUUCGUUCGAUGUACUUUGUGAUAGUGCGACAGCAGUUCCUGGCUGGACGGUUAUCCAACAGAAAAUCAAUAAUAUGAUGAAUUUCUAUAGGGAUUGA